This is a messenger RNA of Rubroshorea leprosula, 784 nucleotides long. NCBI's taxonomy places the organism in Eukaryota, Viridiplantae, Streptophyta, Magnoliopsida, Malvales, Dipterocarpaceae. The record is from the annotation of a GenBank genome assembly.
CUCCAUAAUAUCUGACCCCAUUUCAUCAUUUUUCUAUUCAAUCGGGAAAGAAAUUGUCUUUAUUUCAGUUCCUCGAGACAAACUAGGAUCCGAUUAACGGCUUUUCAGCUUCUUACUCUGUUUGUAUUAUUAUUAUUAUUGCUCUGUUACUCUGCUUCUCCUCUGUUUGUCUCUUCCGCUUCUUUAUUUCCCUACCAGGUUUUCCACAAUUCCCAAAAGCAGAGGAACUUUGUUUUUCUCUGGGGCUAUUCGUCUGUUUCAGUAAGUACUCUGCAGUUGCAAACCCUUGAGUAUUCGUAUCAAAGAAAUGGAACUUAAUGUUUCAGGUCCACCCAAGAAGCAAAACCAGAUUCUCCUCCCUCCAAAGAGAGGCCAAAUAAAGAUCAAGAUCAUCAAGACUGUCCUGAAAUCAGCUGCGAAUUGCGUCAACAGCAUCUGUGAAUCAAGGGACGACAAGAAAGAAGUGGUCCUGGGCUUAGCUCAGGCUUCAGAUAAACUACAACCAGGGACAUUUUCCGAUGGAUCACCAGACUCAGCGGAUUGAGUUAUUCUGGUAGCACUGCUCAUAGUCAAUAUAUGUUUCUUGUGAUUUAUAGUAGAGAAUACUUGCUAGCGGACCGUAUUAUUUUUAACUAUUGAUGGAGGCUUAUAUUGCUGAUAUUAGAGGUCCGCUAAACUCCUUCAAUAAAUAAGUUUGUCAUGUACAAAUUAUAUUUCUCUGUUUUUGUUUAUUUUAAGUUUCUAGAAAUGUACUUUGACUUCUGAAUAAAUAUUCAUUCAUUGA